Saprolegnia diclina VS20 is the source of this 5225-nucleotide messenger RNA. RefSeq lists its product as hypothetical. The coding region runs from base 1 to 5196 and encodes 1731 amino acids. The record is from RefSeq and is a predicted model, not a curated record. NCBI's taxonomy places the organism in Eukaryota, Oomycota, Saprolegniomycetes, Saprolegniales, Saprolegniaceae. The transcript has a single exon.
AUGCGAGUCGCGCCGCUCGAGACGCCCCGCUCCGAAUCCGGAACGGGUGCGCGAGUCUCGCAUGUGUUGGGCGUACUCUGGCUGUGGCUCGUUCUUGCUGGUAACAUCUAUUGUCUUUUGUACGUCUUUGGGCCGCGACUCGCCAACGACCUGUUCUGGCCACACUACAACGCGUCGGGGUACCAAGCCUAUGUGGUUGAUGCGCUGAACGAGCUUUUGGAGACGGCGCCCGAUGCGUCCAGCGUCGACUUGAGCGUGGUGACGACUGAGGCACGCUACGACAGUCUACUGACGACUACGAUGGUGCACCCAACGUACACGAUGGCGCUCCUGACGACGAAGUUAUCUUCGCUCGACCAUGCUGUUACUCGUUUGCGCAACAUGUCGUUGGACAAUGUUUUGUGGCUUCCGACGCAGUACUGCUGGGUCGACUUUAACAAAUCGCUCGAGCUCGCCCACACCGCGACACGCCAAGAGCGCUGCCGUCGGCAGUACGCGGCAAAUGGCGCUGUGUACUUCGAGGCGGUCGCUCGCAAUAUGGACUAUGUCGCAUUCACAACGACGCCGGACCCUAACCUCUGCUUUCUACUCGCAAUCCAGCGUGGCCUCGAGGCCUCGUCAGUGGGCGUCCGCUGGCUCGACUCGGUCGCUCAUGUCACGACAACCGUGGGGGAAGAAGUCGCUGCUUGGCAGCUGCAUGGCAUCACUGCGUUCCGCUACCAGUGGCAGAACGUGCUAGUCCCUCGUCUCGACGAGGCAGCGACGCUUGUCAACGCCCUUGGCAUCGAGUCGUCUUUGACGCUCAAGAGCAUCGCCAGCAGUCAUGGCGCUGGAUCGUCAGAUGCCUUCAGUGGGUCAUUCGCUGUCGAUGUGAACUCCGUCUGCGCGUGCAACAUGAGCCUCAUUCGGGACACCCCCAACUUUCUCAAUACAACCUGCGUUGAGACGCUAGCGCAACCCUUCGAGGCGUACACGUACGCUCCAUUCUUUUUUGGCGCCACCCACACGAGCUUGGUCCGUGCCGCCCUCGGGCCGUUGGGCUCGAUCGACCUCCUUGUCGUGUCGCCGCCGGUGGCUCUGAUCUCUCUCACGAGAGCCCUAUCGACAGCGAUUUACAGAGAGCUCGAGACUGCAUCGGCCACCCGCUACGCCAAACUUCGGACGUUUACGGUGGCGCCAACGCCGCCAGCGUGGACGACAGCGUCCUUUGCCUUUUACGGCGGUAGCCUCCUGUGUGACCACGGGACGCCACAGACAUUUCUUCAGCCGCCGUUCGCAAGAGCCGACGAAUGCCGCGUGCAAUCACUGUGGACGAUGUCCGUGUCACCGAUCGCGAUGGUGUCUGUACUGACGUUAGUCAACGACUCAGUCGAGAGCAUCUGCGGACUGGUGACCUCGGAGGUGUGCGAGUCGUCCUUGCACCUGGCGCAGACCCUAGUCCCACGCAGCUUGAAUCCGAUUCUAGUCCAAAACGCUACUGCAACGACGGCAGCGAUCGGCAUUAGUGUCGUGCAAAUGGCUGUCGACACGGUCGAACUCAGCGAUACGCUCCUGCGUCAGCCGCUACUCGAAACAUCGUCCUUUGCGUUCUAUGGCUGGGUGCUUCUCUUGGACUGGGUUGCGGGCAAGCGCGAAGUAGUGUCGUUUCAAGGAGACAAUGGCACGCUUGUCGUGAUCUCGGACGCGUACGACACCACCGCGCAAACAUCGCCGGCGUCCCGCGUCUUGAGCCAAGCGUCCAUCACUGUCUACUACCUUCUGGUCUACUCCUCGCUGGUCCUAAGUGCACUCGUUCUCGUGAGCUCCCUUCAAUUUGGUACCCUCGACCGUCCAUUGCACCGUUCAUCAAUAGCCUCCUUUCACCGCGUCGCGAGUUCGACCUGGCUCGGUCGUCCGUUGGUCGGGCUUCGAGGUGCAACGGCCAUGCUGGUUCUGAGCUCGGCCCCCGUUGGCAUCGUUCGUCCCUUCAAUCUCUACACGCAACUGGAGCUGCCACGACGCCCACUUUUUGAGACGUGGGUGUUGGCGUGGGAGGCAGCGUGGGCGAGCUACGUCUUGCACGAGCUAAUGCUGCCACUCACACGCCAUGACGCGCGUGCGGCCGGGAUGCUGAGUACAACACUGCUCAUGGGCAGCUGCAUUCUUCUCGACGUCGUCUGGCCCGUGACGGUCGUAGCGUCGAUUGAUCGGUCGUGCACCGAAGCCGACCCUGCGCCAGAGUACAUUUACGCCAUGCAACUCGUUUGCAACAGUAGCUCGAUUGCACUUGGGAGCCCCCGCCGUCUCCUCCUUCUGGCAGUCGUAGCGAUGUCUGCCGUUGUUCUCUCCGUCGUUAUCUUCCACCACUCGAAACACCCGGUACGAACCCUGGACUCGCUGCUUGUGCCCGGCGUCGCCCACGCCUUCUAUAAGCAACAUGACGACGCUACGAGGCGCAUCGAUGACAUCUGCAUGGGUCUCCUACCAUGGCGCCAGAACGCCGUCCUUGAUAUUAAACUCUGGGCGAUCGUCCGUCCAGCGGCUGACGACGUGCUUACUCCUGUCGUCCCGAUGCUUGGACCUACCGUCCAUGUGAAGUCGUCGGGCGGUACUCGCCUGGAGCUUUCGUCCCGAGGCAAGGCGUUUCUGUGGCUAAUCGUGGGCUCUCUUUACGUUGGCCUCGACCUUGGCAGCAGCUUCUCGUACCUCAAGCUCUUGGAAACGACGCUCAGCAACGACCUCGUGUGGCCCGCCUUCAACAUCACGGGCGCGCAUGUCUUCUUGGCCAAAGGAAUGUCACAGUGGUCGUCGACAAUGGCCUUGCACGAUGCUGCCAUCAACCAAGUCGGCGUCUUCAACACUUCGGAUGCCUCGAUCGUCUACCCCAUUCAGCACGGCGCCAAAGUCCAGUACUCAACCCUAACCACUCUUCACGACGCGAUCUCGAGCCUCCGCAAAAUAGAUGGUUGUGACGGGCCGUGGGUCUUCACGCAGUACUGCUACCUCGACUUUGAUGGCGUGUGGGAAAUGGCCAACUCGAUCAAGCGCCAAGAGCGAUGCCAGUCGAAGGUCAACAACGGCGCCGUCUUUCUCGCUUCUCUGCUCCGAAAUGUCGAUCUCUCAACGUGCUGGAACGAAGAAUUUGAGAUUGGGUUUGGCUCCGAGCUGCGUCAGUCGACAGCCGGUCAAACGCUCUUGGCUUCUUUCACGCCACCGUACCGCUCAAUCGACGACGAAGAGUCUCAUUGGGCAUCGAAAAGUAUCUCGUCGUAUACACUGCAGUGGCAAAACUACAAGUCGAUUGGCCUCCUCUACUCGUACAGCAUUGUCAAUGCCUAUGGCAUUCCCUAUUCCUUCUCGCUCCAGUCCACCGCGGGGUACUACCGCAUCGAGAGCCAGACGUCGUUCAAAAUGUACUGGUCUUUGGCGAAUGAUCUCCGCCGUCUCACCACCAAUAUAUCAACCAUGGCUGGCACGAGUCUUCUUCGGUCCAGCAGUCGAUUUGCCUAUCGAAAUGCGUCCCUCCAAGAUGUACUGGUAACGGAAGACGUGCUACCACCGUUGCCGUGGAGUGCCAACUACGAGCGCUUGUCGUCGCACCUCGGGCCGUUUGGGUCCAUCGACACGGUCUACAUCAGCGCGCCAUCGGUGCUGCACGAGGCCAUCGCCGCGUUUCGCAUUGCAGUGGCUGGCGCGAGAAGGCGGAAUUCAACUUCGUACAUUUCGAUCCUUGAUGAGUUUUACACGACACCAGUGCCAACCAAGUGGAAUCGAACCAUCUACGCAGUAAGUGGCUCCGUCUUGUGCCCUAACCAGCCACGCCAUGCUCUGUCGUUGCUCGAGUACGUCAUCGGUGCCGACGCAUAUCAAAGGAGCUGCGCCUCCUACUACAGUGCUUUGGGUUUCGUACCGAUCCGCGACCAUAUUCUAUUCGCAGUGCACUUGGCCAACAUUGAGGCAACGACUACGAUCGCUGCAGUUUGUGCUCAUCAAGGCCCCUACAGCCGAGACACUUGUACGAGCAAGAUUCGCAACGCGCUGGCCUUUCUUCCAUAUCUCCCGACGCUGCCCGAGUGGCGCCCGUCGCUCAUUGCGGCCAUCCAGGACCUCAACGUUGAGUGGGCUCAGUUUGGAUACGCCAACGCGUCGUCUGCACCGGUGGAGCUCUUCCACACACCCGUGUUUGACCCAUCGGAUCCUACCUUUGACUAUUUUGCCUGGCUCUUCUUCUACGACUGGGCACUUGGCAACCGCGAGGUCAUCUCCUACCAAGGCGACGUCAAUACGCUAACCCUUAUGGGCAACACCUUGGCUUCGAUCUCACAAUCCGCGGAUCUGGGACAGCUACCAACAAUUUUCACUCUCUACGCGCGCCAAGCUGUCCAGUACGUCACCAUCUCCAUCAUUGCCCUCGCACUCCUCUCGCUGUUCUACCUCAUUCACGUGCGCGGUGCCAUCGAAGGCCGCAGUCUACUCCAGCUCAGUCGUGUCGGCGGACUUGUCUGGGUCGGUCGACCCCUUAUUGGUCUCCGGAGUAUCACCGCCCUCUCUCUCCUAUCGUCCGCCUCGGUGCAGCUCACAACCGACGCUCAGUUGAGCUACUUUGCGUUGCAAGCGGUGCCCUGGUACGCGACGUGUCUCGCGGCCAAUGAAGUCACGUGGCUUGUCGGCAUCGUCAACGACCUCGGACUGCCGUGGACGACGUGGCGCCUGCCAAAGUACGCUCUCAUCAGUAGCCUCCUCAUCUGGCUCGUAUCGGCGCUUCUGGCAAUCUUGGCACCUGUUCAGGCGAGUAUCACCGUCGCUCCUUCGUGCACCAUCGUCUCGCUCGACUAUCAAGUGCAGUGCCGCGCCGGCACUGUCGUCAUUGGGUCGCGUGCUCGCUUGCUGACGUUGAUUGGUGUCGUCUUUGCCUGCAACGUGCUCUGUUUCAGUGUUGCUCGGUGGUACUACCGAGAGGAUUUGCGGCUGCGGUCGUCGUCGCUCUUGCUGUGCAGUGGCGCGAAGUUUCUCUUCCGACAUGAGAAUUGGAUCAAGCACGAUGUCUACUACAUGGACCGUGCGUCGGCCGUCGUCAACGGACUCGUGAGCGUCGCUUGGAGAGACGAGUGGGUUGUGUUGGACGUCAAGACGUGGCGCCUGCAUCGACUGUCGCGACCAAAACGCAGCUUGCUACACAAUCGACUCUAUCAAGGCCUGCCUUUAGUCAACAACUGACCGUGAUGCAAAUUAUCAAGUCUUGAUAG